Molecule: messenger RNA, 704 nt
Organism: Cinara cedri
Lineage: Eukaryota; Metazoa; Arthropoda; Insecta; Hemiptera; Aphididae
Source: the annotation of a GenBank genome assembly
AUGGACACAACAGCAAUCUUAAAAAGGUCUUCUAUCAGUACUGAAAACGAUAUUACUGUCGCUGAACCGUUAACGGUGGACGAAAGCCGUUUGAUUGUAAAAAAAAGACGACUGUCGUCAUCAACGAUGGACUACGCGUGUUUAAAGAAAUUCAAAGAAAAUUCUCCGGAGUGCGAUCAAAAACAACAGCGUAAGUUUUCGUAUUUUUUUAUUACAAUGUUCGACAUUAUACACACGGAUUGCAGUAUUACUAAAGACUAUUUUCACAAGUGUAUACAUUUGAAAUCACAUUAUUGUAAUUUUUGAAUUAUUAAUUUCAAAACAUAGAGUUUCAGUCGAUAUUAAACCUGUUCGGGUUCUCAAUACCAAAUAAUUAUACAGUUAACCUAAAGUAGGUAACUAAAUCCUCUUUUAAAUGAAAUGUAGACAGUAAACUCAUGGUUAGGUAAUAAAACUAUUUCCUUAAAUUUGUAAUGUGUUUUCUGAAAUGUGCAGGAUUAGUAGUAUCUCCAUCUAGUCCAACUCAUACGUCAUAUAUCUUGGCGUCACCAUUCUACAGCCCGGCUUCAUCAUUCUACAGCCUGGCUUCACCGACAUACAGUCAGGCGUCACCGCUCUAUUACAGCCCGGCUUCACCACCUACAGCCUGUCGUCAUCACCGUCGUAAUAAUGGUCAAUAUUUAAAAAAAAAAAAAAACUUAUGA